AUGACAGAUUUUAGCAUUGAUUAUAUAUUAAAUCGUGCCGGUGAGAAAUAUAUUGGUACGAAUGCUUCCGUGGGUGUUAUACAGAGAAUUAGAAUCAAAAGCUAUCAUCCUUAUAAUAAUAUUAAUCAAAAUAUUCCUACUGAUGAUAUGCAACAAAAUUAUGAACAAUUACCAUUAUACAAUUGGCUUCAAUAUACACGUUAUCAUCCGCCAAAAUUGCCAAGAUCUUUGCGAUGUGGUCCAGCGAAGCGUACCCCUGGGCGUUUACCACGCAUUCCUUUCACACCGGCACAAUUACACGCUUUGGAGAAUGCUUAUCGGGUUUCAAAUUAUCUCAGUGCCGAAGACGCGAACAAGUUAGCUGCUUCCCUGGAUCUAACAAAUACAAGAGUGAAAAUUUGGUUUCAAAAUAGACGUGCGCGUGAGCGACGGGAGAAGCGUGAUAAAGAGGACUAUUACGACUCCACACUUUCGUCUAACGCUUCAAGUCCGGAACCAGAAUCAGAACAAGAUAUGGUUAUUAUAGAAUAG
Molecule: messenger RNA, 531 nt
Organism: Teleopsis dalmanni
Lineage: Eukaryota; Metazoa; Arthropoda; Insecta; Diptera; Diopsidae
Product: homeobox protein MSX-1
Exons: 2
Coding region: 1-531 (176 amino acids)
Biological process (GO): regulation of transcription by RNA polymerase II; embryonic morphogenesis
Cellular component (GO): nucleus
Molecular function (GO): DNA-binding transcription factor activity, RNA polymerase II-specific; RNA polymerase II transcription regulatory region sequence-specific DNA binding
Source: RefSeq, a predicted model, not a curated record